UCAGAAACAACCAUGUACGUGAAGAGGACAUAGACCGGAUGCAGCCUUACCCAUGGGAAUAGCCAGGAGGGGCUGGCUAGCAAGGUUCAAGUUUAAGAAAAUAUUGUCCAGGAUGCUCAUAUGUUUUCAUUAUAUUAUAGUUUCUUUCAUGAAACAGUAUCCAAAGAAAACAGGAAGUCUUCACUUCACUCCCAACCAUUGUCUUUGAUCAUGUGAGCCAGCUUGAUAAUAAAUUUUCUUUAUUUCUAUUUCUGACUGCUCUCAAAUGCAUAUUCGUAUUUCUACCCAAGUGCGGCUUUGCAGUUCUCACCGUAGAUGUCUGCAGCAGUGUGCAGGCCAGUGGGGAGGAUUCUCCUCUGCGGGGCCACAGCCCACGUUCACCACAGAAUUGAAGAGGUAGGCCCGUCCCUGACUUCCCUGAAAGGACUCGGAGACCAGCUCGUCAUGAUUGGCCAGGUGGGCUUUGCAGUGGACACAGAUGUACGUUCAGUGACAGUCUGGCAGAUAAGCUUGGAAAGUUUUGGAUUUUGUCAUCCUCGCCAUCUCUGCCGGGCACGUGUCGCUCAGGUUAGGGCUGGCACUGGAAGAACUUCCGCUCCGCCGGGCUCUUUGACAGAAGCAGCACUGGAACAUGCACACGAGAGGCGUUGCUGUUCUGAGGGCAUGUGUCACUGUCCACACAGCUGGGAUGAGAGAAAAACAUCACAAUGGCUGCAGCCCAAGGUGCCCAUCCAGCCUGGGCCUCAGCACAGGCCCAGUUCUUAAGCGGCUCAGGUGCAACCUGGGACACACUGGGAGGUAUCCUCCCGCUUCCUUGUAAGUACUUUAAAGAGAAAAGCAUUUGGGAGUAUUUCAAUUUAAAAAACCCCGCAAUUUUAUGAUAGGGGAUAUGUUCAAAUGGUGACUGCUAAAAUCAUCCCCUAGGUAUUUGAUGAGCCAAAAGUCACAGGGAAAAGAAACAGGAAUUUUGAUUAAAAUCCUGAUAUUGGUUAAACUUUUUUAUGGUCUAUCUUGAUUUUGGAAAUAUUGGUUAGCCUUCAUGGAGUGAGCAGUAAUCCCUUAAUCAGCAGGAUAUUAGCCAUUUGGAUUUGGACAUAUCUUUGGGUCUCCAAGAUAUAUUUCACAGUGGUAUGAAAGCUCUAUGCUGAGUAAACAGAUGGCCUCUACAGAUAUGACAGAGUAGGCAGAAUUAGGCAGUCGAGCUCUAAAACGUCAAUAAGAACCAUAAGUCUUUCGGACAAGACUGCAAGUAGAAAUCAGGGAGUCUAACCUCUGCACGUACAAAGAGACUGAGGCUUAAAAAGAAGACAAGUGACUCAUCUAAGGUCACACAGGUGCUAAGUAACAGGGUCAUGAAUAGCACCUUGACCUGUCUCCUUGAGCAACUGAGACACAAUCUCAGCACUUCCCACCACAGCAUCCAAAAUCCCCAGGGAUACUAGGUGCACCCUUGGAAGUUUCACCUCGGCAUGUUAAGUCUCAGAGUUUUACCUUAACCUCAUGUCCUUUCUGCAAUGCAAUUCACUACAAUGACACUUCCAUUCUCCUUGAACUGAAGUGGCAUUCCAGGAGUUUGCCUUCCGUUGAAGGUGUGGCGCCUUGAGCCUCGGCACACUCACAUACCUUUGACCUUUUCACUGCAUGGUGACACAGAACUUCUGGAAGGCCUCAAAGGAGGUGCGUUUUCUUUGUCACUGCUACUGAUUGAAUGUAAUUUUAGUCCUGCUUUAUGCCUAGCCUUGUUGCUUUGUGAAAUUGAGAAAAGAAUUUGAAAUCAAGCAUAAAUUUAUUUUGUACUAAAAUUUAUAGAGACGCUACCGGUCUGCUUAACAGAUAAGAUUUUAUUAACAUUUUAUCUGUUAAGCUCAUCCCCUGAUUUUCUAUGGGAAAGCAGUUGGAGGACACGUGUGAGAGCAUCCUCUCCUGAAGAUGCAGAGGACUAUCGUUUUGCACAAUUUUCUGAGGCCCUGGCUGAGCUCAGCAGGAAAGCCAUUCAUUGCUGGUAUCAUAUUGUAAUGCUUUAGAAAAUACUGAAAAACUGUAUAUAGGUGUGAACCUAACUGACAUGGGAAGCAGCUCUCACAACGCCAUUAGCUGAGGACACUCAGUGGCUUGAAAAAGCUCUACAUCUUCAGAGGUUGUGGGAGGGAUUGCCUGGAACGAGAGCUCCAGGCACAGCACCUCCACCUGCCCCAGUCUGCUGGGGAGUCUGCUUUUCUUGUCUGCACAUGGCAGAAAGAUCACAUUUCAUCCCUGGUGGAGGAAUUAAAGACCGUGACUAAGUGAACAUGCUUCCUCAAGCCGUGAUUAAACUGUUAAGCUGUAGAAAAAGCAGCAAGUGUCAUUCUAAAACUUGUUUAUGUUGGUGUUACUAGACUGUAUAAUCAAUGUCUGUAAACAGAUUAAACUCUGGAACAACUGGGACAGCAACUCUGGCUAACCCCCUCCAGAAGAACUACAGUGAACAUAUGCAUGGAUGACACCAUUAGCUGCAAAGAAAAACCAAGGUUAACGAGGCGACGAUGACGAGAACAGCCAUGGUCCCAAUUUGGUGCUGUAGUGCCUGGGGAAGAUUUCUGGCCCUGCCACUUGCUACCGUGAAACCUUGGGCAGUUUCCAUAAACUACCUGUGCUUCAUUUUCCUCAUUUGAUGCCAUCCAGAUACAUCACCUCACAUCUACUGAACACUUCUCCUUAGGCUUCCUUUGGCCACGACCCUUUUUCUGACUUUCCCUGAUGUUGAAGACCUAGACAGCUUUGAUGAGAACAGGUGUUGCGUUUCUUACAAAUUUGAAGGCAAGACCCUUCACCUGAAAAUCAUUAAGACUUACUUUAUUGUGAUACUCACCUUGUUGCUGUGGUCUGGAACCAAGCCUGCAAUAUCUCCAAGGAUCUCAAAGAUAUGCUCUUUUAUGUUUAAAAAAUAAGACAGUUCACACUGAAAAGGGUGAAGAAUCUUACAUCAAGUCACAGGCAUAAGCAGGAGAUUGAAGGGCCAGCAUUCAAACCUCAGGAAGAAGGAGGGUGAGUCUAGUCCCUUCACUCCAUCCCCGUUAGAGGCAGAACUGCCCAACCUCCUUACAUCUUGCAGCAACUCCAUUCUCAGCACAUGGCUUAUAAGAUCUCUCUUCCAUCAAGCCAUGGAAAAAGAGCAUGAAGGAUCACAUGAACUUCCAGUCCCAGAAAACCUGAAUCAUGGCCGGCCUCACUCAAUGAAUCUGAACACCUGAUGCUCCAGCACUCUCCUGAUCGGAGGAGGAGGUCAGGGACAGGAUCACAGGCGGGAAAAACUCUGGAAACUGUGAAGCGCUGUAUGCAAGAGGUAUCUGCAACAGGUAUUAACACGUGAACCCCCACUUUCCAAUCCCAGGAGUCCCUCCUGUUUGCACUGCUCUCCAAAGCCACACAGCGCUGGGUGGAAUGGCAUAUUAACCCCCAAGCUCCCGUCAGGGCGUUUCUCCAGCUGGCGGGGGAGGAGUUUCGCCCCUCGCCCACGCCCAGCGCCUUCUCUGCGGUGCGCUUGCACUAUCGCUGCUUUCCCGGUGUCUCUCUCCCGCCCAGGCCCCGGCUGCGCUUCCCGGCCCGGCAGGCUCAGCACGGCACGGCGGGCGGGCAGCCAGGAUGCAGGCGGCGAACAAGGAACACCUGUAUAAACUGCUGGUAAUCGGGGACCUGGGCGUGGGUAAGACCAGCAUCAUUAAGCGCUACGUGCACCAGAACUUCUCCUCGCACUACCGGGCCACCAUUGGUGUGGACUUCGCGCUCAAGGUGCUUCACUGGGACCCGGAGACAGUGGUGCGCCUUCAGCUCUGGGACAUUGCAGGUCAAGAAAGAUUUGGAAACAUGACAAGGGUCUAUUACCGAGAAGCCAUGGGUGCAUUCAUUGUCUUUGAUGUCACCAGGCCAGCUACAUUCGAAGCAGUGACAAAGUGGAAAAAUGACUUGGACUCAAAGUUAAGUCUCCCUAAUGGGAAACCAGUUUCUGUUGUUUUGUUGGCCAACAAAUGUGACCAGGGGAAGGAUGUGCUCAUGAAUAAUGGCCUCAAGAUGGACGAGUUCUGCAAGGAGCAUGGUUUCGUGGGAUGGUUUGAAACAUCAGCAAAGGAAAACAUCAACAUUGAUGAAGCUUCCAGGUGCCUGGUGAAGCAUAUCCUGGCCAAUGAGUGUGACCUGCUGGAGUCCAUCGAGCCGGACGUGGUGAAGCCCCAUCUCACACCUCCCAGGGCUGUCAGCUGCUCCGGCUGUGCCAAAUCCUACUAGGCUUCCUGGCUGGCCUAGGAUGGAAAUAAUCCCAUCAUCUCAUGUAUUAUCUCGUUUGUUACCGUGUUGGGUAAAUGCGAUAGGGACACACCCACGUGGCAAGCCAAAGAUCUAUGCCUGUAUCUUUCCUACACGACAAGAAUAGCAAAUGUUCUUUUUAUGUGUUAUUUUGCCAGCGUCAGCACAGUGUUUACAACCUUUGAAAAUAUUUAGUCUGUUAAAAAAAUUCCAUCCUGUAGCUAACCACAAAUCUGCAGGACUGGAGUGGGUCCUGUUACUUGCCUCUUUGAAUCAGCCGAGGCCUCAGGUUUUAAGAGAGAAAGGAGAAGGGAGCAGACUGGCUGGCAAGCCCUGGCUUUUGCUUUGCCCCUGGGGUCUAACCAGAUUGCAGCACCUUCUCCGCUUCUCCAACAGGGCUCUGAGCGGAAACGGUGUUUUCUCCAGAGAUGACCUCCAUUCCAAACACUCCUGAGUUACCCCUGACUUAGCUCUUCAGAGUCAUGUACACAGGCCUUCUGUGCUUUUGUUGCUUCUGCUGUCACUUGCCACGCACUGAAUGUUGGUCUAACCAAAAAACGUAGGAGAAGAUCUGCCCCCUAGACAUGCCUUUUUGCCAGCUCUGACUCAUGCUGUGGGACUCUGUAUGUGUAAUAUACAUUGUAUAUAUUUUCACAAGUGAAAAAUAAAACAUUAACAGAU
Artibeus jamaicensis (Jamaican fruit-eating bat) is the source of this 4959-nucleotide messenger RNA. RefSeq names its product RAB38, member RAS oncogene family (gene RAB38). Gene Ontology annotation, molecular function: GTP binding; GTPase activity. Gene Ontology annotation, biological process: vesicle-mediated transport. The record is from RefSeq and is a predicted model, not a curated record. The transcript has 9 exons. Gene Ontology annotation, cellular component: trans-Golgi network; Golgi apparatus; vesicle. Lineage: Eukaryota; Metazoa; Chordata; Mammalia; Chiroptera; Phyllostomidae. Bases 3622 to 4260 code for a protein of 212 amino acids.